This is a messenger RNA of Peniophora sp. CBMAI 1063, 1050 nucleotides long. The record is from the annotation of a GenBank genome assembly. Lineage: Eukaryota; Fungi; Basidiomycota; Agaricomycetes; Russulales; Peniophoraceae.
AUGCCUAUCAACGAAGUCGACGCGGAGUUGCUCGGCGUGUACCUCUGCUGCCUCACCUAUGGCAUGUACCUCAUGAUCUUCUGGCAAUGCGUGCACGCAUUCUACAAGCGCGGCUUCUCGACCUCGCGGACGUACUGGCUGCCUAUAGCCACACUGCUCAUCUUCAUCGUCACCACCAUCCACCUGGUGACGGCGCUCAUACGCGCCUGGCAAGCCUUCCACUGGCAGCCCGACGGCCGCGAGGCCGCUCAGCGGGUAUUCCAGAACGAAGCGAGUUUACCGGGUCUUAUGAAGAAUGGCGCGUUCGUGUCGCAGACGAUUAUCACGGAUGGUAUCAUGGUGUACCGGACGUACAUCGUAUGGGCGUCGAACUGGGUGCCGGUGAUUGUGCCCAUGCUGGCGUUUUGUGCGGAUAUCGCUAUGGGCGUAUGGUCUAUGUGGACGCUCGCGCAUACCGGCGUCGACGGAGAUCCCAUCGUAAAAGACGUUGUCACGCGCGUGAAAUACUUCUACGUCGUGACGCUCGUGCUUAACGUCGUAUGCGCUGCCCUCAUCGCGUUCCAGAUCUGGCGCUUCGACGCUGCUCGUAGACGUGUCGAUUCUGAUGCUCCGCGCCGGUUUGGUGGGAGCCGGCUGGGGCAGGUCGUGAACAUCAUCAUCGAGUCUGCGGCGAUAUACUGCGCAUGCCUCGUGAUCCUCAUCGCGACGAGCGAAGUCGGCUCAGACGCGAUGUUCGCCGUCUUGGACAUGAUGCCCAACAUCAUCGCAAUAAUCUUCACGCUCAUCAUCGUCCGCGUCUUCCGCGGCACAUCCUUCAAAACCGCCUACCACUCCCACCCCGACGACAGGCACCACGCCACGACGGGCCUCGCGUCCAUGCGCUUCGGCACGCGCCCGGCGACGCAGGCCGAGUCGGACGAUCUCGAGCUGGGCGACAAGACCGAGCCGCAUGUGCGCGUCGAGCUUCCGCACGAGUCGAGGGCGUCGAGCGGGGGGCCGACGGGGACGUACGGCUCGGCGGAGAGCGCGGCGUAUGUGAAGGCUCAAUGA